Morchella importuna is the source of this 876-nucleotide messenger RNA. RefSeq lists its product as uncharacterized. The transcript has 3 exons. NCBI's taxonomy places the organism in Eukaryota, Fungi, Ascomycota, Pezizomycetes, Pezizales, Morchellaceae. The record is from RefSeq and is a predicted model, not a curated record. Bases 1 to 876 code for a protein of 291 amino acids. Gene Ontology annotation, molecular function: mRNA binding.
AUGUCCUACCCUCCCCCCCCGGGACCUCCUCCUCCUCCCUCCCCCCCCGCCCCCUCCCCCAGUCCGCACCUACCAAUCCGCCCCCACCAGCACCUUCUCCGGCUUCCGCCCGCGCUCCCUCGCCGCCCCAUCCCCCAUCGUCUCCGCGCCGCCGCAGCACCACAACCCCUACGCCCACCACCACCACCCACCCCACACCUACACGCAGCCGCCCUACCCCGGCGCCGCCGCCGCCGCCGCCGCACCUACAACCUACGCGCCAGCCACAUACAGCGCGCCAACGACCACAACCCCACACAUCAUCAACCCGUUCCCGCUGCCCACGGCCGCGGCACCAUCGCGCAGCAGCAGUCGAUCUAUGAUCCUGCCGCGCGCGCCGCCGCGUCUUCCUCUACUGCCUCUGGCGCGGCGCUGAAGGGCGCUGACGGCGAAAAUGCGCCGACGGUGCUGCGUCAGGGGGGCGGACAGACAUGGACGGACGGGACGCUGCUAGAGUGGGACCCGAGCCACUUCCGGCUGUUUGUCGGCAACCUGGCGGGGGAGGUGACGGACGACUCGCUGCUCAAGGCGUUUGCGAAAUAUCCGAGCGUGCAGAAGGCGCGCGUGAUUAGGGACAAGCGCACGACGAAGAGCAAGGGGUAUGGGUUUGUGGCGUUCUCGGACGGGGACGAGUAUUUCCGCGCGGCGAGGGAGAUGAAUGGGAAGUAUAUUGGGAGUCAUCCGGUGUUGCUCAAGAGGAGUAAUACGGAGAUUAAGCCUGUGGUUGUGGGCGCGGGGGGGAGGAAGGGGAAGGAGGGGGGCGGGGUGUUGGGGGGGCGGGUGGAGAAGAAGAAGAAGAAGAAGGGGAGGGGCGAGGAGAGGAAUGUGUUGGGGUAG